GGUCGGUGCGACUGCUAAAGAAUGACCCUGUGAGCUUCCAGAAGUUUCCCUACACUAAUGAGGAUGAGGCCUGGAAGACAUACUUGGAGAACCCUUUGACAGCUGCCACCAAAGCCAUGAUGAGGGUCAACGGUGACGAUGAGAGUGUUGCGGCCCUGAGCUUUCUCUAUGACUACUAUAUGGGUCCCAAAGAGAAGCGGAUACUGUCCUCCAGCACUGGUGGCCGGAAUGACCAAGGAAAGAAGUAUUACCACAGCAUGGACUAUGAGCCGGAUCUUGCCCCCCUUGAGAGCCCCACACACCUCAUGAAAUUUUUGACAGAGAACGUGUCUGGAAGCCCAGACUACACAGACCAGCUCAAGAAGAACAGCCUGCUAGGCUUGGAGGGGGCUCUACCCACCCCCGGCAAGACCACAACCCUCCUGCCGGGUCCCAGCAAGCUGGAAGCCGGCUCCAUGGACAGCUACCUCUUGCCCACCAGUGACAUGUAUGACAACGGCUCCCUCAACUCAUUAUUCGAGAGCAUUCAUGGGGUUCCACCCACACAGCGCUGGCAGCCAGACAGCACAUUCAAAGAUGACCCACAGGAGUCGCUGCUCUUCCCUGACAUCCUGAAGACCUCCCCGGAGCCCCCGUGUGCGGAGGACUAUCCUGGCCUCAAGAGCGACUUCGAAUAUACCCUGGGCUCCCCAAAAGCCAUUCACAUCAAAGCGGGCGAGUCUCCCAUGGCCUACCUCAACAAGGGACAGUUCUACCCGGUCACUCUGCGCACCCCAGCGGGAGGGAAGGGCCUGGCUCUGUCCUCCAGCAAAGUCAAGAGCGUGGUGAUGGUUGUGUUCGAUAAUGACAAGGUCCCCGUGGAGCAGCUGCGCUUCUGGAGGCACUGGCAUUCCCGGCAGCCCACUGCCAAGCAGCGAGUCAUCGACGUGGCCGACUGUAAAGAAAACUUCAACACAGUCCAGCACAUCGAGGAGGUAGCCUACAACGCCCUGUCCUUUGUGUGGAAUGUCAACGAAGAGGCCAAGGUAUUCAUCGGUGUCAACUGCCUGAGCACAGACUUCUCCUCACAGAAGGGGGUGAAGGGUGUCCCCCUGAACUUGCAAAUUGAUACCUAUGACUGUGGAGCAGGCACUGAGCGCCUGGUACACCGUGCCGUCUGCCAGAUCAAGAUCUUCUGUGACAAGGGAGCAGAGAGGAAGAUGCGUGAUGACGAGCGGAAGCAGUUUCGAAGGAAGGUCAAGUGCCCAGACUCCAGCAACAAUGCAGGCAUCAAGGGCUGCCUGCUGUCAGGUUUCAGGGGCAAUGAGACCACAUACCUGCGGCCUGAAGCUGACCUGGAGACCCAGCCUGUGCUGUUCAUCCCCAACCUGCACUUCUCCAGCCUACAACGCCCUGGAGGGGUCGCGCCCUCGGCGGGACACAGCAGCUCUGACAGGCUGCCCCUGAAGCGUACCUGCUCACCCUUCGCUGAGGAGUUUGAGCCUCUUCCCUCCAAACAGGCCAAGGAAGACGACCUUCAGAGAGUUCUGUUGUACGUGAGGAGAGAGACAGAGGAGGUGUUUGAUGCUCUCAUGUUGAAGACCCCAGACCUGAAGGGGCUGAGGAACGCGAUCUCCGAGAAGUAUGGACUCCCCGAGGAGAACAUUUGCAAAGUCUACAAGAAAUGCAAGCGAGGAAUUCUAGUCAACAUGGACAACAACAUCAUCCAGCACUACAGCAAUCAUGUAGCCUUCCUCCUGGACAUGGGAGAGCUGGACGGCAAGAUCCAGAUCAUCCUGAAGGAGCUGUGAAGGCCCCGCCUCAAGCAUCCUGUCCUCAGGGCCAG
Messenger RNA from Acomys russatus (golden spiny mouse), 1825 nucleotides. RefSeq names its product grainyhead like transcription factor 3 (gene Grhl3). Gene Ontology annotation, molecular function: RNA polymerase II cis-regulatory region sequence-specific DNA binding; DNA-binding transcription activator activity, RNA polymerase II-specific. The record is from RefSeq and is a predicted model, not a curated record. The coding region runs from base 117 to 1790 and encodes 557 amino acids. Gene Ontology annotation, cellular component: nucleus. NCBI's taxonomy places the organism in Eukaryota, Metazoa, Chordata, Mammalia, Rodentia, Muridae. Gene Ontology annotation, biological process: regulation of transcription by RNA polymerase II. The transcript is spliced from 15 exons.